Messenger RNA from Cutaneotrichosporon cavernicola, 1215 nucleotides. RefSeq lists its product as uncharacterized. The coding region runs from base 1 to 1215 and encodes 404 amino acids. The transcript has 3 exons. Gene Ontology annotation, molecular function: transmembrane transporter activity. The record is from RefSeq and is a predicted model, not a curated record. NCBI's taxonomy places the organism in Eukaryota, Fungi, Basidiomycota, Tremellomycetes, Trichosporonales, Trichosporonaceae. Gene Ontology annotation, biological process: transmembrane transport. Gene Ontology annotation, cellular component: plasma membrane.
AUGGACGAGGAUACCAGCGACAAGCGCUUGGACAGCGAGCCAUCCGAGGAUAAGGAGGUGGUUGUUGUCGGAUGGGACGAGGAUGAUCCCGAGAACCCGUUCAACUGGCCCCGCCGCCGGAAAUACAUCAACGUCCUAAUCCCAAUCUACAUCUGCCUUCUUACAGCCGCCAACAGCACCAGUACAGGUAUAAUGGCCUUUUGGGGACCAGCGCGCUUCCACACCACUCGCCUAGGCUUCCAAUUCUCCGUAACGUCGUACCUAAUCGCAUUCUCGUUCGCUAGUCUGGUCACAGCUCCUCUGUCAGAGUUGUUGGGCCGCAAGAGGAUCUACCAGGCCGCGACGAUGCUCUCCGCCCUCCUCUUCAUCCCACAGGCAUUGACCACCAACCUCGCCCUUCUGCUGUCGAUGCGGGCGAUACAGGGCGUCGCUGCCAGUGCUGGAAACGCUUUAAUUGGAGGAUCUAUUGCGGAUCUGUUUCGCGCACGAGAGAGGAGCCUGUCAAUGAACCUCUUCGUGCUGGCCAAUCUCGUCGGGCAGGGUUUCGCAGAAUUCAUGUUCACGGAACCCAUCGUCGCCGCAAUCUGUCUCUGGAUCGGGUUUAAUUGGUCUUGCAUCUACCUGGGGAUGAGCAGUACCCUCCUCGUGUUUGGGCAGUAUGGAUGGUCCCCCGGAUGGCUGGGCACGAUCCAACUCACCACUGUCAUUGGCGGACUCGUCGGCUUCCUGUCUUCUUACCACCAAGAAAUCCUCUACACCAGAGCAUGCAAGUCGUCGUCAACAGGUCAGGCGCGACCCGAAGCCCGCCUGUACUAUGCCAUGCUCGGGGCAGCCGUCUUCCCCGCCGCCAUGUACGGGUUUGCAUGGACGGGAAGACCACAUAUUCCGUGGCCCGUCCCAGCUCUUUUUCUCACCAUCGCCUUCGCCGCCAUUUCGGCCAUGUACGCCGGCGUUUACAAUUACCUCGCCGACGCUUACGAGACUUACUCUGCUAGCGCACAAGCCGCACAUGGGUUUAGUAGGAGUAUUUUCGCCGCUUGCUUUCCCCUCCUCACCCACGCCAUGUAUUUCAACCUCGGAUUCCCCAUCGCAUCUACCCUCGUCGCUAGCAUCGCCCUCGUACUAGGUCUCGCUCCAGUGCUCAUCUACGUUUAUGGGCCACGGCUGCGCGCUAGGAGCAAGGUCACAAGCGCAUUGACGCGCGGCGCCUUCUAG